Messenger RNA from Cladophialophora yegresii CBS 114405, 402 nucleotides. RefSeq lists its product as uncharacterized. The coding region runs from base 1 to 402 and encodes 133 amino acids. The transcript has 2 exons. The record is from RefSeq and is a predicted model, not a curated record. Gene Ontology annotation, cellular component: endoplasmic reticulum; EMC complex; membrane. Lineage: Eukaryota; Fungi; Ascomycota; Eurotiomycetes; Chaetothyriales; Herpotrichiellaceae. Gene Ontology annotation, biological process: protein folding in endoplasmic reticulum; autophagosome assembly.
AUGCCUGCCUCACCGCAAGAACUCUCCAUGCUCCUGGAUCCCCUCGUCCCAGAGUCCAUUCAACAUAACACCCGUGUCCUCUCCAAUAUCCGCUCUAUAUCCGGUCUUCUUCUAGGCAUCGCCGCCGGCAUCCUUGGCCUUGAAUCCCUCUAUGGCUUCGCCUUCUACCUGGUCUCUAACACAUUGAUCUCGUUAUUAUUCUACUUCCUUCUCGCCAAGGGCACGCCGCAGAGAUACUUUGCCGGUAGUGCGGGAAGUAGAGGGCUGAAUGAGAACGGGAAACCGGGGAGGAAUUCGGGCACGGGCGCGUGGCGUGAGAUUUGGUUCGGCGGAGGAUUGUCCACAGAGGCUCUGAGUGGGUUCGUCCUAGGAUGGGCAGGAGUUGGCGGUGUCAUUAGAUGA